This is a messenger RNA of Haemonchus placei, 585 nucleotides long. The record is from the annotation of a GenBank genome assembly. NCBI's taxonomy places the organism in Eukaryota, Metazoa, Nematoda, Chromadorea, Rhabditida, Trichostrongylidae.
AUGGCGGAGCUCAAGUCAUCGUUGAAGCAAGCAAAAAAGUUACUGGGCGAAAACCAUAGUGAGGAUGCUUUGAAUGUGCUGCAGGAGUUUCUGGACGAUGGCGUGGAAGAUUACAUGUUGUUCUGUUUCGCUGCGUUAGCUUAUGGCAAUCUGGACGAGAAAACCAAGGCGAAGACGCUUUACGAAAAAGCUAUUAAACUCGAUGAAAAAUUGCCUGCCGCAUGGCAGGGAUUGUUCAAAUUGUACGAUACAGGAAAAUUAGCCUCUGAUGAGCGUGCUAUUGACGUGGCCAAUCAUCUGAUCGCAACGUGCGAUUCCGAGGAGAAACGACUCGCCAUCGAAGAAGCACGACGAAGAUUUUUCUUUGAACUUUGUCGUUACGAAGACCUACAGAAUGAUCUCGGGAAGAACAUUGUGCUGUUGGGAAAGAUAAUCGAACGUUUUGUCAAAAAGGAUACGCUCACGUCAACAGAGGCUCUACUGGUUGGUAUUUUUAUGAAUAUGCAAAUACAUGUGAAAUUGUAUGGGUUGGUCAAAAUAUUCGUUCUUUGCAAUAAAAAUUUUGUUAUUUUUGUUUUCAGUUAG